AUGUUUCUCAAGAAAGAUUGCAAGUUAGACGAAGAUGGCCAGACCUACUUGGACUCCCAUAACUACAGCUUCAAAAGCUUGCUGCACGGAUCUAAGCCAAAGCCCGUGUGGGAGCCAAGCAGCAAUACGGCACGAGCUGUUGACUGCACAGUUGCCGUGGUUGCCACCUUUGCACUUUCCACGGGUGCAUUCUUGCUGCCGCGAACACUGGCAGCCCUGUGCAUAUUGACAGCCGGAUACAUCAUCGGCAGACUGGCAUGCUCCAUGUUCAUCCUUGUACUCAGCGUAUUGGUAGGCAAGAUCCACAAGAAUCAGCACGAGAGAGCUGUCCUUUUUUGGAGCUGGUUUCCAUGCUGGAAAUUCAUGCUGUGCUGCCUGGCUUGCCUUGCUGGCGCCCUCACAGGGCAUCACCUGUGGGAGAAUUACUGGCAGCAGUACAGCGAAGUCUCGCUCCUUAAGGCAUAUCAUGGCAUAGAUCCCUCUGUGGUUCCAGGGAGCCAGAUUCAAGAUGCCGGUGCUGUGGACUUUGUGUCCACGGCUGGCGUCGACUCAGAGCAUGGUGGAUGCUUCAUGAACGCGGGUACGACGUACUGCGUUGCGCCUAUCGUCACGAACGGUACGAUUCAUCACAGCAUCGGGGGCGCGCCGCGGUAUGGUAGCUUUGACUACUUUGCAGUGGGCGUCGACUGUUGCUCGUGCCCUUGGCUGAAGCAAACUCGAGAUGGGCUCUGCAUCAGAGAUUUUCUGUGCUCCAAGGUGCCCGGACAUCAACUUCCGAUGUGGUGCAUGGAGGCAUCCCUGGGCCGAAGGCGGGAUCCGUUCCACGGAUUUGGAAGCGAGACCCUUCUUCCGACUUGCUGUGGACGGUUGGGCCAGCACAUACCGAAAGACUUCCAGUCAUCCGCUUUUCUUUGA
This is a messenger RNA of Symbiodinium pilosum, 915 nucleotides long. The record is from the annotation of a GenBank genome assembly. NCBI's taxonomy places the organism in Eukaryota, Dinophyceae, Suessiales, Symbiodiniaceae.